Racocetra fulgida is the source of this 537-nucleotide messenger RNA. The record is from the annotation of a GenBank genome assembly. NCBI's taxonomy places the organism in Eukaryota, Fungi, Glomeromycota, Glomeromycetes, Diversisporales, Gigasporaceae.
GAAGGUAUUGAAGAACAGGAAAGCUCCAAUGAAGAAAAUUUUAGUGAUAUAUUAGUUGAAGAAUCUCUGGAAAAUAAUGGUUCGUUAUUUGUAAUUGAAGAAAAUACAACACCAUCAGUCGCGAAUAAAUGUCAAAGUGAUUUUGAUAAAAUUGCAGAAGUUUUUGACAUUUGUUCAGAUCCUGAAGACAUUCAGGGAGCAACCAUUGAUAAUACUCUGGAUAGUAUCGAAAGAAAAAAUAAACCACAAGUCCUAGCAGCAUGGCCCAAUAAUGCUUACCGUGAUUACAUGGAACUUAUUAUAGAGGUAUCUUUUACAGCACGGAUCUCAGUUUUUCUGGCAGAUAUGCUUGAAGAUAACGAAAUAACUACAACAUAUAAAGUAGCUCGCAGUAAGAUGCCAUGUCAUAACUGCAUGGUCCAAUAUAAUGAUCUAAACAAUAUGAACCUUGCUUCAGAAAAAACGAUUUCCAGAACUUCAAAACAUAUGCAACAAAUUCUGGAUGAAAAGCAGGAAAAGGAAUUUUCUAUAUAUAAA